CAGGACCCCACCAGCCCGCCUGCCGGCCCCGGGCCGCGCUCGCCAUGUCCUACCCGCAGUUUGGAUACCCCUACUCUUCGGCACCGCAGUUUCUGAUGACCACCAACUCUCUGAGCACGUGCUGCGAGUCAGGUGGCCGCACGCUUGCGGAAUCCGGGCCCGCCGCCUCGGCCCAAGCACCAGUUUACUGCCCGGUCUACGAGAGCCGGCUGCUGGCCACUGCGCGACACGAGCUCAACUCGGCCGCGGCGCUGGGUGUCUAUGGGGGGCCCUAUGGUGGCUCGCAGGGCUACGGCAACUACGUGACCUACGGCUCCGAGGCCUCCGCCUUCUACUCGCUGAACAGCUUCGACUCCAAGGACGCCCCUGGAUCUGCGCAUGCGGGCCUCGCGCCCGCCGCCGCCGCCGCCGCCGCCGCCUACUACCCGUACGAGCCGGCACUGGGCCAGUACGCUUAUGACAGAUACGGUACCAUGGACAGCGGCACGCGGCGCAAAAACGCCACUCGCGAGACCACCAGCACGCUCAAGGCCUGGCUGCAGGAGCACCGCAAGAACCCCUACCCCACCAAGGGGGAGAAGAUCAUGCUGGCCAUCAUCACCAAGAUGACCCUCACGCAGGUCUCCACGUGGUUCGCCAAUGCCCGCCGGCGCCUCAAGAAGGAGAACAAGAUGACGUGGCCACCCAGGAACAAGUGUGCUGAUGAGAAGCGGCCCUACGGGGAGGGCGAGGAGGAAGAGGGGGCUGAGGAGGAUGCCCGAGAAGAGCCCGUCAAGAGCACCAAGAAUGAAGAGCCCCUGGGCAAAGAAGAGAAGGAUCUUGAGCUCAGCGACUUGGAGGACUUCGACCCACUGGAUGCGGAGCCCCCAGACUGUGAGCUGAAACCUCCCUUCCAGCCCCUGGAUGGUGGCCUAGAACGCAUCCCCCCUGCCCCUGAUGGCCCCAAUGCCCCUGGAAAAGAGGCCUCAAGCGCCCACCGGAUGUCCCUGGCUGCCGAUAGCCGGGCUGCCCUGGACCAGGACCUGGAGAGGGCCCGGAGCUGCCUCCGAAGCGUGGUAGCUGGGCCAGAGCAGCAGCCAGGUGCGGGGGGCGGCCCGCAAGCCUGCGAGGCCAAGCUGGGCUUUGUGCAGGCUGGGACGACUGCGGGCCUCGAGGUCAAGCCGCGCAUCUGGUCCUUGGCACACACAGCUACCGCAGCCGCCGCCACCAACCUGAGCCAGACUGAGUUUCCUUCGUGCAUGCUCAAGCGCCAAGGCCCUACUGCCUCUGCAGCCGUCUCAUUGGCGCCCCCCUCCUCCUCGCCUGCGGCCCCGGCCGCCGCCGGUGCCCUAGACAGGCACCAGGACUCCCCGGUAACCAGUCUCAGAAACUGGGUGGAUGGAGUCUUCCACGACCCUGUCCUCAGGCACAGCACUUUGAACCAGGCCUGGGCCACCGCCAAGGGUGCCCUCCUGGACCCGGGGCCCCUGGGCCGCUCGCUAGGGGCGGGCGCCAACGUGCUGACGUCGCCCCUGGCUCGCACCUUCCCGCCCGCCGCGACCCACGACGCCCCUGCGGCCGGCACUGCGAAGGAGCUUCUGGCUUUGCCCAAGGCCAGCGGGAAGCCCUUCUGCGCUUAACUGGGCGGGAUCCCGGGGCCCGGGAGGAAACGGUGCUCAGGCUGCAGCUCGCAGGUCCAAGACUCCUUUUCUAACGAGUUUCCAAAGCUAGGCGAACGCGCAGCGAAGCUCAGGCCACUCGCCCACCCUAGAGGGAGGGUCUGAACUCGGUCUCCCGGAACCACGGACAAACCCCCUGGCUACGGCCCGCGCCAGGUCCACCGACCACCCUGGUCAUUCCCAAAUUCAGGAGCCCGUGGGAUUAGGCUGCGCCCAAAGCAGAAGGCAGCCUCCCUGAAGCAUAAAGUUUACGUCCAAAAGUUUACAAGGAGAAGACAUUGUGGUUCCAGGCUUUAUUUGUGUCGCUGUCUUCUGGGUGCAAGGCAUGCCCCUGUUCAUUCUGAGGACCCCUCAGCCUGUUGACCUUCUGGCUUCAUCCUCGGCACAUCUCACCCGGAGCACUCCCCUGAAUUUACACUAUUGCACACUCUUGACUCGACAAAGUUAUGUUUUUUAAAUGUAUGUUCACACCAGUGAUUGCCUGCUUCAGAGGCUGAUACAACAAAACCAAUAAA
Phyllostomus hastatus (greater spear-nosed bat) is the source of this 2173-nucleotide messenger RNA. RefSeq names its product iroquois homeobox 4 (gene IRX4). The transcript is spliced from 5 exons. Gene Ontology annotation, cellular component: nucleus. Gene Ontology annotation, biological process: cell development; neuron differentiation; regulation of transcription by RNA polymerase II. The record is from RefSeq and is a predicted model, not a curated record. The coding region runs from base 45 to 1619 and encodes 524 amino acids. NCBI's taxonomy places the organism in Eukaryota, Metazoa, Chordata, Mammalia, Chiroptera, Phyllostomidae. Gene Ontology annotation, molecular function: DNA-binding transcription factor activity, RNA polymerase II-specific; RNA polymerase II cis-regulatory region sequence-specific DNA binding.